Molecule: messenger RNA, 294 nt
Organism: Penicillium longicatenatum
Lineage: Eukaryota; Fungi; Ascomycota; Eurotiomycetes; Eurotiales; Aspergillaceae
Exons: 2
Coding region: 1-294 (97 amino acids)
Source: RefSeq, a predicted model, not a curated record
AUGUGGCUUAUAGACUUAGCAUCUCAGAUUUCUGACAGUGCACAACUAGAUGGCUAUGAAUUAUCCGAGAAACAAUUCCCUCCCCGACCUUCUUGGCCUUCUUAUAUCACCUUCAGCAAGCUCGAUGCCUUUAAGGAUGUGCCUGAGCGCCUCCAGCAUAAGUAUGAUGUGAUCCGUCUACGAUUCUGGUACUGCGUCGUGAGAGACAAUGACCCAAGUCAGCUCAUCCGUCACGCGACAAGUCUCCUGAGAUUUGGAAAUCUUACACAACGAGCUCGGAAAGAUGCCUAUUAG